AUGACGGAGAAGGAGCGUGCCUUGGCCCAGCGCUGGUACGACGAGGGGAAGUCGCCGUCCACCAUUGCGGAGUUGCUCGACCGCGACACGUCCACGCUGACGCGGCUGCUAUGCAAGCAGGAGGCAGCCAAAAAGCAGGGUCGCCCCUCUGCUUUGACCAAGGCCCAGGUGGACUAUCUCGAGCGGAAGCUGGAUCAAAUGAUCGUCAAGGCGGACGGCCAGAAGAUGAUCACGGUGGAGGCUCUGCAGAAAGCAACCAAAACAAAAGCUGGCACGCAGACCAUCUUGAAAGCUCUCCACGAGCGCGACAUCUACUUCCGCAAACUCCGCGAGAAGCCAGUGCUCACCCCGGCCGACGUCAAAGCCCGCAAGGCGUUUGCUAGCACAUAUCGGCAUAAGUCGCGUGCAUGGUGGCUGCAGCAUGUCCAUGCCUUCAUCGACGGCAAGUACUUCCAGGUAUACUUGACUGGAGCCGAGCGUGCCAGGGCAGCGAAGCACAGCACCUUCGGCGCAUACAGACGCCCCGGCAAGGGCCUCUGCGCCGGCUACGUCAAGCCAAAGAAGGGCGGCCUCAAGCACUACACAGGGGUGAAGGGCGUGCUGUUGCAGGUCGGCAUUGGCGGCGGAAAGGUCGUGACAGUGCACGAGGUCACGGGCCGCUGGAGUGGCCAAGCCGCCGUGACGUUCUACGAAGCACUUGGUCUGGCAGCCAAAGUGCAAGGGAAGAUGGACGUCUUGGAGAUCCCCAAGCGGAGCCCAGACCUUUCCUUGCUAGACUUUGCUGUCUGGAAGGAGGUCAACCGCCGCCUGCGCAAGCAAGAGAAAUCUUGGCCGAAAUCGAAGCGCGAGACACGCCCGAACUAUGUGCGACGCUUGAAGCGCACCAUCCGCAACUUGCCCAAAGAGUUUCUGGGCAACAGCAUUGGGGACAUGGUUCGUCGGUGUCAGAGGCUCCAAGAGGCCAAGGGCAACUUCUUCGAGGAGGGUGGCCAGGGCCCGUGA
Messenger RNA from Symbiodinium necroappetens, 1002 nucleotides. Lineage: Eukaryota; Dinophyceae; Suessiales; Symbiodiniaceae. The record is from the annotation of a GenBank genome assembly.